Amoebophrya sp. A25 is the source of this 2355-nucleotide messenger RNA. Lineage: Eukaryota; Dinophyceae; Syndiniales; Amoebophryaceae. The record is from the annotation of a GenBank genome assembly.
UUUUUCAGAGGCCGAUCGCUUCGACGUGAUCCGGUUUCUCUGUUUUUGUGUUCAAGUUUUCGCUCUGUUCGCUUUCGUCCUAGUAGGCGGUGAUCGUAUCCGACGUGAGCAGGAAACGAUGCCGCACAUAGGCGAUAUGCGCCAGUUUGCGCAGAUGUACACCGUCAUGCUCACCGGUCUGCCCACUUUCACAGAUGCCAAAAAACUUUCAGCACGCAAACUCAAGUACCUACUCGAGUCGCGAUUUGGGUUAAAGCAGAUUUUAUCAGUGCAGAUUGUCCCAGCCCUAGCCACUGCGCAUGAAGCCUUGCGGGCCUACGAAGACAGUCGUGACAGGAAGUUGGUCUACAAACGGUGGCUACGUGAAGUGCUCAGGGACUAUCCGAGAACCAAAAAUUGCUGUAGAAUUUUGCGGAAUGGCUGUCGUAGAAUAAUCGACUUCGUCACUUGUAAGGCUACGAGAUAUCCAUCUUCACUGUAAUCUUGGCUCCGUUUUUAGAGGGAAAAGGAGACCCAGGAUGCUGCUCAAGCUGGAUCUUCUCUCUUAUAUUUCUAACACGUGCAAAGCGUGUAGCGAAUGUCUCACAGGCUACGACAAUCUACGGUCAGAAGAUGCGGGACAGAGGAUGAAAAAUUUCCAUUCUGCUCAAGUUGGGACUAUGAAUACGAGCACAGCGAUAGAAGUUCUUGACGAGGACACAACAACAACUCCUGGCCGAAGUGCUGGCCCGAGUGCGAGGCCGUUGCUUGCAUCAGAUGGAAUAUCUUCUGCUGAACCAGGUGGACGAGAGAAAUACUAUGUAAAAAAUGCGUCAGCAGCUUCUGGUACUAGUAUUAAUAAGACAACCUUAACGAAACAAGAAAAGUCUUUGGAAAUAUUAAAGACUCAACUAGCAGCACAAAACCAAAACAGUCCAAACAAUGCACUAAAGAACGUUCUUUCCUCGACCGAGAGUGCGAUGACCCCAAGAAACAAGGAAGGACUGUUUGUGCCACCGUUGAGUGCUAGAAGUCGCACAAGUGGCUGGCAGCAGAGUGAGUACAGCAAAACCAGCACUCCACCAGAGACCGCAAGGGGCGCACCAAAGGGAAGCGACUCCGACUUCGCGCAGCAAAGUAGCGCUGGCCGAGCUGGAGCGCCUGAGGGGCGGGUCUCUUUUGACAGCAGUGGAGGCCUUCUUCCACCUGAGCAGGUCUCUUUCGCGACGAGUAAACAGUCUGACGAACAAACCGUAGCCUCGUCCAGAGCAGGCGGAGCAGAAGUCAACAAAAGUAAACCGCGUUUUUUCGGGACAGCUGCAGCCAGAGCGGCUUCAGGACUCCGAAAAGUAAUGAAAGUCUUGCCUGGGGUGAGAAAACGGACUAGGAGCAAAGAGCAGGUGGGAGGUAAAAAUGAUGAAGUUAAGGCUAGAAGAAAUCCAAUUUCACAGGCAUCCUGAGACCGUUUUCAAGGGGAAAAAGGUCUUCGGAUGCGUCUCAAGAUGGAUUUCUCUUAGUUCUAAUGAAGGUGCUGGACUGCAAAGCAGUCCUAGAGGUCCUGCUCAAGCACAAGCUGGUGGCACGACGGGUGAUGUUGCAGGAGGAGGUGUAGGAAAUCCGGGUGACGCCAUAAUUGCUGACGCAUCUCCUUCGGGAGCGAGCUCUUACAACCCAGCAGUAGGGGGCCACGCUAGUCCUGUUCGGGAAUUCUCCCCAGCAGCUGGCACGACCAUAGGAGGCUCGAAAAAGGGCGUCACUUAUAAUCUGGAUGGCGGCGAACAGUCCGAAUUUUCCCUAGAACUGGUUGAGUACAACGAAGAUGACCGCAAUGCUGGUGGAGUAGGGUCAGGGCUAAGAGCGACAAUAACCCCAAGAACUCCAAGAGGCGGUGAAGACAUCAACCAAGUAGAGCAAGACUUCAGGCGCGCUAGUUUGACUAGUGUCAGUGCCUUGUCUGGUGACGAAGAUGAUGAAGAAGACUUCUCCGAUCCUAGAGAAUACCCCCAGCCUUGGCGAGGUAUAAUUUGGGCUCCCUAUUACGCUUUUCGAGCCUGGAGCUUUUCUCGUUCGGAACAAGCUUAUCGACGACGCCUUGAAGAACUGGUGUCCGAGAAAUCGCUCAUGGGGACUGGUCGCGCGUUUAUUACUUUCAACAAUCGGCUUUACCGAGACGCAGCACUGGAGAAAAAGGGAGGCGUCGAGGAUGGAGGGACAUCUUGGCACAUCGCUGAUCUCCUUCCAGGUAGUUCUUCUUUCGCACCUACGCGGGAAAACUGCGAGAAGAUGCUGUGCUGGUGGCGCGACAAUCUGAGCGAUGAUGCCAAGUUCGAUGAAACCUUUUUUGACGAACUGUUAGAAUUCGAGGAGACGGAGGAG